Orcinus orca (killer whale) is the source of this 8434-nucleotide messenger RNA. It is a transcript of the gene NKAIN1, whose product is annotated as sodium/potassium transporting ATPase interacting 1. The transcript is spliced from 6 exons. Lineage: Eukaryota; Metazoa; Chordata; Mammalia; Artiodactyla; Delphinidae. Gene Ontology annotation, biological process: regulation of sodium ion transport. The record is from RefSeq and is a predicted model, not a curated record. The coding region runs from base 1818 to 2537 and encodes 239 amino acids.
UUAUGUCACCAGUCCUAGGAGAAGUCAUGCAUUUGAGUGCUUACUCUGUAAACAGCGCCUAAGUGGCAGUGCUGGAACUGGAACCCAAGCUGCUUGGCUCCAGAACCAUGGGUCUUAAUCUGUGUCAUACUGUUUUCUGAGUUCAGAGGGCCCGUGAGAGCUGACAGGAAGGAAAAGAAAAGAAACAUUGUUUCUUCUGCCAGAACACUGUUCACCAGGCCUUGGCCUCUCCUUCCCUCCUACUGUCUUCUCAGUAUCAAUGCCAUGUCCUCAAGGAGGCCUUUCCUGGUCUCCGGACCUGAGUUAUGGCCCCCUUAUUCUUUCACUUUUUGUUAUCCUUUAAGGUACUCAUCAGAAUAUUUCAUUAUUUAUUUGCAUGUUUUCUGGUUUUAAUGACAAUUCCUCACUAGACUAUUCUCUCAGUGAGUGCAGGACUGGUUCAUCCCCUUAAUCCCCAGUGGAGAGCCUGGUAGGUAGUAGGUAUUUCAUAGAUAACAGCUGGAAGGUAAGUUCACAGAAUGUAAUGACAGGUCAGAUGGGAUAGAGGAGCGGGGAGGAUGCCGCAGGGAUUCCCACCUGAGUGAUGCUAUCCCUAUAUAAGAAGUUAGGAGUGGGGCUGGGAUGAUUCAGUGGACUGGGGAUGUGUUUGAGAGCUUGAGUGCUUUUGGAGGGGACGCCUUGAAGAAGGCAGUCUUCUACUGGCAAGCCCUUCCUGACUCCCUCCCCACUGCAGCCUGGGUGAGGGGCUGGCCUCAGCCCCCUGGGCAGACCGCUGCCAUCAGUCAUCUCCUGCUUAUGCCCCUGGGGGUUGCCUGUUCCCUGGCCUGGGAAGCUCAGUGGGUUCUGGAACAGUGCUGCAGGGCUCAUCUCUGGAUCAUAGGGCUCCCAGGGGUGUGUAUGUGGUCAGUCGGGCUCAAUAAAUGCCAGUAGAAGAAAAGAGGGAAGGAAGAACUCAGGAGGGAAGCUGGGAUGGGGAGCAGAUCUGGGAAGUGGAGUGGAAAUAGAGGGCCAAGGUUGGAGCCGCCGGGCCCUAGAGACAAGGUGGACAGAGGAAUGCUCCAGCACCCUCGGGAGGCCAGGCACAGAGCUAAGUGCUUUAUUCACCUAACUGCAUUUCAUCUUUGUGGCAACACUGAAGCAGUCAUUAUUAUUCCUAUUUUGUUAGGAAAACGGAGGCCCAGAGAGGUGACGUGAUUUGCCCAAGGUCACACAGCGAGUGAGCAGUGAAGCUGGGUUUGACCCAGGGCCAUCAGUCCCCAAGCCUGCACUCUUGCCACUUCACUCCUGCCUCUCGCCUCUGCUCUGCGCUUCCCUCCCGCUUCUCCCCUCCCUCCGCUUGCUCUGCCGCCCCGCCCCACCCCUCUCCUCCCCUCCUCUUCCCUCCCUUCUUUCCCUCCUUCCCUACCUCUCGGCGGCGGAGCCACGUGGUGGGGCCGGGAAGCCGCGGCCGCCGAGCGCCCGGGCGGCUGCCCCUGCUGGGCAGUGCUGCUCUGCGCUGCGCCGCUCUCGGUGCCUGCGCUCCCCGCUCCGCGCUCCCCGCCAGCCGCCCCGGGGCGGGAGGCGCGCCUGGCGGCCGGCCGGCCAGACAAAGGAGGCGCGGCAGAGCCGGCGCGCGGGCGGACUGACCAUGGACUCCGAGCGCGAGCGGCCGGCCGCAGCCCUGAGGACCCGGCGCUCCCGGGCCCGGCCCUAGGCGCCCGGCCCCGCCGCCCGGGGCGCCCAGCUGGGAGGACGCGGAGCCCGCGCGGCGCGGAGGAGGCGGCGGCCGCCGAGCUAGAGGGGCGCCGCGGCGAACGGCGCGCGCGGCCCCCAGAGCCAUGGGCAAAUGCAGCGGGCGCUGCACGCUGGUCGCCUUUUGCUGCCUGCAGCUGGUGGCUGCGUUGGAGCGGCAGAUCUUUGACUUCCUGGGCUACCAGUGGGCUCCUAUCCUAGCCAACUUCCUGCACAUCAUGGCAGUUAUCCUGGGCAUCUUUGGUACCGUGCAGUACCGCUCCCGGUACCUCAUUCUGUAUGCAGCCUGGCUGGUGCUUUGGGUUGGCUGGAAUGCGUUUAUCAUCUGCUUCUACUUGGAGGUCGGACAGCUGUCCCAGGACCGGGACUUCAUCAUGACCUUCAACACAUCCCUGCACCGCUCCUGGUGGAUGGAGAACGGGCCAGGCUGCCUGGUGACACCUGUCCUGAACUCCCGCCUGGCCCUGGAGGACCACCAUGUCAUCUCGGUCACCGGCUGCCUGCUUGACUAUCCCUACAUUGAAGCACUCAGCAGUGCCCUGCAGAUCUUCCUGGCUUUGAUUUCAUCGGCGGUUUUGACUCCUAUGGAUACCAGGCGCCGCAGAAGACGUCGCAUUUACAACUGCAGCCUCUGUACACGGCGGGGUAGUAGCUUCUGCCCCACGACCACCCCCGCGGCUAGACAGACCGCCGCAGCCGCGAGCUCUGGCCAAGAUGGCAGGCGUGCCCCCUGGCGGCUCGCUGACCGGACUGCAGCCUGGGUCGGCUUGACAUGGGUCCGAAGCAGACAUGGACUUGGCGCUUAGCCGCCUGGACUUAAGGGGUGGGGCGGGGGUGGGGCGGGGGAGGGGGUUCGCGGGGUUUGUAUUUUUUUAUCUCCACCUUGGCGUGUGCCGGAGCCUCCCGCCCUUCUCCAGCCUCUCCCUUUCACCCUUCUUCACCCAGCAUCCUGUUCCCUGUCCAGAGAGAAAGGACAGGACAGACAGACUCACCCCCAUCUCACCACAUUCAUUCACCAGCCCUGGGGAAAGUUACCCUGAACUAGAAGCAGGAGUUCUGGGUUCUAAUCGCAGCUCCAUCACUAACUCUCUAUGUGACAUCUGGCAAAGCCCUUACCCUCUCUGGGCCUCAGUUUCCGACCUCAAAUAAUUAAAAUAAUCCCUUCGUAAAUGGAGCUCUUUCUAGCCUUUUCACUUGACUCUCAAUUCCCUGGACUAUACUGGGAUUUUACAUAAUCCCCAUUUUGCAGAUACGGAAACUGAGGCCCAGAGAUGUAAAGCAAUUUGCUUGAGGCCACACAGCUGGGCUUUUGGUGGCGGCAGGCCUUGAAUAUGAUCUGUAGUUUCAGACUCCAAAACCCAUUUCCGAGCCCCCUUCCAGCUUGGCCACUCUAGAACCCAUGUGAUAUACACCACACUCACAUACCACCACCACCACUUGCUAACUCCUCUCUUAAAGCAAUAUAUUCGUUCUCUUGUUGGGAACAGGAUGGACGGAUCCCAGAGCCCUGAAUUCAGCCUGACCCACAGGGAAGCCUUCUUAGACUCGGCCUCUGUCCACCCUUGGCAAAGCUUUCAAGCUCUCUCUAGCAAAGGGGGGACACGACUCAGUCGCCCCACCCCCUUCCACGUCCCUGAGCCUGCUGUACCCAUGAUCCCCCACCCCUUCAGCAACUCUGCCAACCCCUGGUGGCUCCAUCCACCUCACCAGCUGGAAGACCUGUGGUUUCGGAGUGGAAAAGGGCUCAUCUGUGCUGCCUGGUCAACAGUGUUCAAAGAUCACCAGUGUUGAUGAUCACGCCGGUGUCCAGAAGCAACCUCUAACAAAUCCAGAAGUUGUUCUGAAGAGGCAGAAUGGGGGUGGGGGUCAUAGUGGGGGGUCUGGAGGGCCAGCACCCUUCCUUAAGAGCAAGUAGAGAUGAGGGCCCAUUCUCCUCGCCUCCCUCCACAGACCGCUCUGAGGACCCUGCAUCCUGUGCGCUGACUGGUGAAUCUCAGGGCAGGAGGAUCAGGCCUCAGCUUCCAGUUUGUGAAGUAGGAGUGGUCCUGGCUUAGGAAGGAGGGUGGGAGGCACGGGGGAACCAGAUGGAAAUACAGACGGUUGCACACCUGAGCCCAUCCAUGGGGACCAUUCCUUGCUCUCCACCCUCUGAUCUAGCAUUCCCUCCCAUCUAAGGCCAAAAUAUCCUGAACUUGGACCCCACCCUACCAUCCCAUCUGCAGGUCUGUGCCAAAGAGCCUAACCCAGGAGUCCCUCUGGUCACUACAGGGCCCAAGGUCCCAAAUGGUGAGCCUGGUUAGCUAUGGGUACAGCUCAGGAGGGCAACAGUUCCCUUCAGGCCUGGCUGCUGCUCUGCUCCUGGACCAAGUCCUGCCUCCAGCCCUCUCUUCUCAGAGCCACCCCCAGCCAGCUGUCAUCUCACCCCCAAGCCCCUUUCUAUUCAACGACUUGAGCCACUGGUGCUUUGAAGCCUUUUGUUUUUGUAAGAUGGUUUUUUCAAGGAGACUAUUUUCUUCUCACUGGGACCUUGCAAGGCAGGGAGUGUUGCCCUGGUUUCUGUGCAGGUGGGUUGAUUAAAGAUGGUGUUUUCCAACUUCCCUGGUGGUGCAGUGGUUAAGAAUCCGCCUGCCAACGCAGGGGACAUGGGUUCGAGCCCUGGUCCGGGAAGAUCCCACAUGCCACGGAGCAACUAAGCCCGUGUGCCACAACUACUGAGCCUGCACUCUAGAGCCCGUGAGCCACAACUACGGAGCCCACGUGCCACAACUACUGCAGCCCUCGUGCCUAGAGCCUGUGCUCUGCAACAAAGAGAAGCCACCACAAUGAGAAGCCCAUGCACCGCAACAAAGAGUAGCCCUCGCUGCAACUAGAGAAAGCCCGUGCGCAGCAACAAAGACCCAACACAGCCAAAAAAUAAAUUAAUUAAUUAAAAAAGAUGGUGUUUUCUUCUCUAUCUUUCUGUCCUCCUGCCCUGUGAGUUGGCAGGGUCUUCUAAGGGAGAAGUCUUUGCAUGGAGGGUGGGCAGAGGUUGGGAAUCUGUCAUUGUCAUUAUCAGACAUUGCUGGGGCACUGGCCUGUCCCUCUGGCUGGCUGUGUAGCUUUGGGCAAGUCACACUCCCUCUCUUUCCUCAUCCAUAAAAUGCAGAGAAGGGAUUAAAUCAGUGGGUUCCCAAAACUGGCUUUGCAAUCCCUUGGAGAGCUUUCAUUUUUCCGAUUAAGUGCAUUUUAAGGUUAUGCUUUCAAAUAUCCUUUGCAUCCUGGUUCUGUCCUCUUCCUAAAAAUUCGGUUCCUGACUUGGAAUAAGGUGGCAGACAGUACUUUAGACACAGAUUCCUGCAUCCCAACUGGGACAUCCUGGCAUCUUUUCUGACUGUACAAGAAGAAUCAGUAAUUUGAAUUUUAAAAUUUUACUUUUGUGUGUGAAUAGGUAAUAAGUAUAUGUGGUACAGGAUUCAGAAAGUUCCAGGGGGCUAUGUACUCUUACUUAUUUUUCAUAUCUUUCUGAAGAUAGUCAAAAAUUUUUUAAUUAUAUAAAAUUUUUUUUCCCUUUUUCACACAAAUGGAAACAUAUUUUACUCACUCUUCAACUCCCUGCUUCUCUCACCUAACUCUGAAUCUUGGAAAUCUUCUCCCAAUAACACUCGUGGCACUACCUCCCAUUCUUCCACAAUGACUUGGUAGAAUUGGGAUUUUUAAGAUCCCCAGGUGACCUUGAUGCAGUUAGGGGCCAAGAGCCAGAGGUUCUACAUAAGGAUGCCCAGGUCCACUAUUCAAACCUCUGUGGACCAUUCCUGGUCGCGGAGUCAGAGGGAAAUAAGGAGUUUAUGGUCUAGUGGGGAGCCCAGGGGGUGAGCAGGCAGAAGCUGACGCUGAUAGCAGGUGGUCGAUGCUGAGGACAGUUUAGCGUGAAAGGUGGUGGUUAGUAGGAGCUCGGGAAAGAGGUGAUCUGAACAUCCUGGAUGGACCGAUAGCAUGAGCAGAGGUGUGGAGGGAGGAAAACCCGUAGUGUCUGGGGUAAAAAUGGCCAGAGACGAACUAGCUGGAGGGAGCCUCAGUGGGGAAUGUAUGCGUUUUCUAUCGCUGUCAUAAGUUAUCACAACUUUAGUCUCUUAAAGCAGUAUACAUUUGUUAUCUUACAGUUCAGUAGAAGUCCAACAUGGGUCUCACUGGGGUAAAAUCAAAAUGUCUGGAGGGUUGCAUUUCUUUCUGGAGUCUCUAGGGGAGAAUCCGUUUCCUUUUCUAGCUUCUAGAGGCUAUGUGCAUUUCUUGGCUCGUGGCCCCUUUCCUCCGUCUUCAAAGUCAGCAACAUCACAGCCCUCUGACCUUUUGGAUUUUUCCCUGGCCGUGCAGCAUGUGGGAUCCUAGUUCCCUGACCAGGGAUCGAACCCGCGCCCCCUUGCAGUGGAAGUGUGGAGUCUUAACCAUUGGACCACUAGGGAAGUCCCAAUCUCUGACCCCUUUUCCAUCACAUCUCUCUAACCACAGCCAGGAAAGGUUCUCUACUUAUAAGGAUUCGUGUCAUUGGAUUGGGCCCACUUGAAUAAUCCAGGAUAAUUUCUUGCUCUCAAAGUCCUUAAUUCCAUCUGCAAAGUCCCUUUUGCCAUGUAAUGCAUUCACAGGUUGCAGGAAUUAGAAUGUGAACCUCUUUGCGGGGCCAUUAUUCUGCCUUCCCAGGGAAGGAGUCGUAUCCAGAAGCCCUGAAUGUCAAACCAGAGUGCAUCGGCCUGGUGUGAUGGCAGGGGGAACUAUUGAAGGAUUUUGAGCAGAAGCUACUCAAUUAGAACUGUUCUGUAGAGAGAACUGGCAGGGCUGGAAGGGUGGGUUGGAGGAAGGAAGCAGGAAGCAGUGUUUUGUCUGGAAGAGGCCUAGGGUUUCUUACUUCCCUGUGUAAAUGUGUGUUCUUGUGGGUAUGUAUGUAAACUUGGGAGGUUAAUGUCAGCAUGAACUUCAGGUGUCAGACAUCCCUGGGUCCCCGUUCAUCACUCUGGAACCAGUCAAGCUGGCCUUCCCACAAAGCCCCGUGGGGCUCCUGCCAUCCUGGGGCCAUCUCCCGGCAACCUCUGCACGUUCGAAUAAUCCAGGUAGGACAUACCUUCCAAUAACUGCUGGGUCAUAACGGUGCCCAAGUCAUUCUUUUUUUUUUUUUUUUUUUUUUUGAUGUGGACCACUUUUAAAGUCUCUAUUGAAUUUGUUACAAUAUUGGUCUGUUAUAUGUUUUUGUUUUUUUGGCCCCAAGGCACGUGGGAUCUUAGCUCCUGACUAGGGAUCGAAUCCACACCCCCUGCAUUGGAAGGCGAAGUCUUUUUUUUUUUUUUUAAUGUUUUCUUUUUUUUUUUAAGAAGAUGUUGGGGGUAGGAGUUUAUUAAUUAAUUUAUUUAUUUUUGCUGUGUUGGGUCUUCGUUUCUGUGCGAGGGCUUUCUCUAGUUGUGGCAAGCGGGGGCCACUCUUCAUUGCAGUGCGCGGGCCUCCCACUAUCACGGCCUCUCUUGUUGCGGAGCACAGGCUCCAGAUGCGCAGGCUCAGCAGUUGUGGCUCACGGGCCCAGCUGCUCUGCGGCAUGUGGGAUCUUCCCAGACCAGGGCUCGAACCCAUGUCCCCUGCAUUAGCAGGCAGAUUCUCAACCACUGCGCCACCAGGGAAGCCCGGAAGGCGAAGUCUUAACCACUGGACCACCAAGGAAGUCCCCCCAAGCCAUUCUUUGAAGCACUAGAAUACAAAUUCCCCAAGGUGCAUUUGACAAGCAUAAGAGUCUCCUGGGAUUUGUAGACAGACUAGUGUUUGCUUGAAUGCGUUGGAAUUGGGUCUUGCUGUUUCUAAACAGACUAGGCAUGAGGGAGGGCCUGACACCAAGACCUUAUUGCCUUAUAAGAUUCAGUACUCCACAGGCAUGGCCCUGGAUAGGGUUUCUCAAACUUGCAGAGCAUAAGCAUCUCUUAAAAAUCCAAAUUCCUUCGCCAAAAAAAAAAAUCCAAAUUCCUGAGCUGAUCUGAGCCACACUGAACCCAACAUCUGGGCAGUGGAAGGAACUUGUGUUUUUCACUGGUGCCCCAGGUGAUCCAGGUUUGGGAAAUCCUAGACCCAGGUAAAGAGGCAUUCAAACAUUUUUGAAACUUGCCCUCCUCCAGUGCCAUGGAAGGCCUACCAAAUUACGCCUGCCAGCUCCCUCACAUCAGAACUCGACUCUAAGACUCUCUCCCCCAAGUUUAAUUGCAUUUGUUAAUAAUUGUUAUAGUCUUAAAUUUUUAAAAAAUGGGUUAAUAAUUUCAAAGUCUAGGAUCAACUCUUGAACUUAAACACUGACAACUUUACCACUUGGUUAGUUUGAGCAAAGGCAGGUCUGAGUUUGCCUGCCACCACCUGUGCCGGGGACCACACCCCACCCUGAGCCUUGCUUCCAGGGAUUCAGCGAUUCAACCAGACUGAUCAGGCCCAGGCCGACUGGGGCUGCAGAGAGAGCCCUGUGCUGGGCAUCCAAUACUGAAAUACUCCAAAACUGAAGUCUGAGUUCUUCCUCUGCCCCUUUCUCAUCCUGGGACCUGGGGCCACUCCUCCCGCCUCCGGUCUUGGUUACUUCAGUGAAAUGAGAGGGCUGGACUUUGCAGAAUAUUCCUGGGCUUCUUUACUGCUGACCUGGAACAGGGCUUCUCCAUCCUAACUGUACUUGGGAUGUCGUUUUAAAAUACAGAUUUCUGGGCUCCACUCA